AUGAGCGAGCCGGCUCCCGCCGUCGAGCCCUCGGCGGCUGCGCCUUCGGACGAGGUGCCAAAAUUCGACGAGACCAAGACGCACGAGAGCAUCGACAUCGGCUUCACGGUGGACGCCGGCGGCGGCAUCAGCGCGCCGCAGGCGAGCAAGGACCUGACCAACGCGCUGGCGUCGCUCCGUCACACCUUUACCGUGUGCGACCCGACGCUCCCGGACUGCCCCAUCGUCUACGCGUCGGACGGGUUCCUGAAGAUGACCGGAUACCCCGCCGAGGAGGUCCUCAACCGCAACUGCAGGUUCCUCCAGGGGGAGGAGACGAACAUGGACGACGUGCGCAAGAUAUCCGAGGCGGUCAAGAAGGGCGAGAGGAUCACCGUCCGCCUGCUCAAUUACCGCAAGGAUGGCCAGAAGUUCUGGAACCUGCUCACCGUCGCGCCGGUCAAGCUGCCGGACGGGACCGUCGCCAAGUUCAUCGGCGUGCAGGUGGACGUCAGCGACAGGACCGAGGGCAACGCGGAUAACUCCGCGGCGAUGAAGGACACCAAAGGUCUCCCCCUGCUCGUCAAGUACGAUCAGCGGUUGAAGGAUCAGAACUUCAACAGGGUGGACGACGUGGAGAAGGCGGUGCUGACGGGCGAGGGCGUCGACCUCGACGCGAACCCGGUGGCGGCGAACAGAGGAGGCCUCGACAUGGCCACCACCCUGGAGCGCAUCCAGCAGUCCUUCGUCAUCGCCGACCCGUCUUUGCCCGACUGCCCCAUCGUGUUCGCGUCUGACGGGUUUUUGGACUUCACCGGGUACACCCGCGAGGAGAUCUUGGGGCGGAACUGCCGGUUCCUGCAAGGUCCGCGGACCGAUCGGAGCGCGGUGGCGGAGAUUCGCAAGGCGAUCGACGAGGGCAGCGAGUGCACCGUCCGGCUCUUAAACUACACCAAGCAGGGGAAGCCGUUUUGGAACAUGUUCACCAUGGCGCCCGUGCGGGACGAGCAGGGAAACGUCCGUUUCUUCGCGGGGGUUCAGGUUGACGUCACGGUGUACACCCGCGAGGAGGGCGAGAAGGACGCCACGAGCUUGGACCUCGUGAAGGAGUACGACAAGGACAGGGACGAGAGCUCGUUCGAUCGACAGAUGAAGGAGUACUCGAAGCAGACGGCGAGCGCGGUUGCGUCGGGGGUUGCCGGGCUUAAAGACGGGGAUUUGCCCUGGAAGAACAUGGUGGGCAUCCUGCGGACGCCGCAGCCGCACCAGCGGCACGAUCCCAACUGGGUGGCGCUCAAGGCGCGAGUGGACAAGCACGAGGCGGAGGGCAAGGUUGGAAGGCUGUCGCCGGAUGAUUUCGUGCCGCUGAAGCGGCUAGGCAACGGCGACGUGGGCAGCGUCCACCUGGUCCAGCUCGCGGGGACCAAUCGGCUGUUCGCGAUGAAGAUACUGGUCAAGCAGGAGAUGCACGAAAGGAACAAGCUGCACAGGGUCCGGACGGAGGGUCAGAUUUUGGAGACGGUGGAUCACCCCUUCGUCGCGACGCUGUACGCCGCGUUUCAGACUGACACGCACCUGUACUUUGUGCUCGAGUACUGCGAAGGCGGCGAGCUGUACGAGACGCUGCAGAAGGAACCGGAGAAGCGAUUUCCGGAGACGAUCGCGAAGUUCUACGCCGCGGAGGUUCUCGUCGCGCUGCAGUACCUCCACCUCAUGGGAUUCAUCUACCGCGACCUCAAGCCGGAGAACAUCCUCCUUCGCAGGGACGGGCACAUCAUCGUGACCGACUUUGACCUCAGCUAUUGCGCCUCGUCCAGAGCGCACGUCAUCAUGAAGGAGGGGCGAGCGCCCGGCGCGAGGGCGAGGAACCGCAGGGUUUCGCAGCGGCGGUCGUUCGCGGGAGGCGGGCGUCCCUCCGUCGCCAUCGAUGUUGGAGGGAGCGGGAAGCCGCCCGGCGAAAACGCGUCAGGUCGGUCGCCCCGACAAUCGCAGAUGUCCAUCGACGCCACACACAACGGCGGCGUCGCCAUACCCGGCGCGUCGCCAAAAUCCGCCGGCCCCGGGCUCGACAUGAUCGCGUGCGGCACGUUCCUGUCCCCGAACGGCGCCAACAAGUCGGGGAAGUUUCCGCAGAUCAUCGCCGAGCCCUUCGCGUACACAAACUCUUUCGUCGGCACGGAGGAGUACCUGGCGCCCGAGGUUCUCAACUCGACGGGUCACACGAGCUCGAUCGACUGGUGGGAGCUCGGCAUCUUCAUCCACGAGAUGGUGUUCGGGACGACGCCGUUUCGGGCGAACAAGCGCGAGCAGACCUUCCACAACAUCGUCCACCAGCCCCUGGACUUUCCGUCGACGCCGCCGGUGAGCGGCGAGCUGAAGGAUCUGCUUCGGCAGUUGCUCCAGCGCGAUCCCAGCGUCAGGUUGGGGACGCAGGGCGGCGCGGAGGAGGUCAAGGCGCACCCGUUCUUUCGGAACGUGGACUGGGCGCUGCUGCGGUGGGCGAAGGCGCCGUUGGCGGAGAAGAUCGCGAGGAGGAUGGCGAGGGCGAGCGGGGCGGAGGCGGCGAGCGCGGCGGUGGACGCAGGGGGCGGCGGCGACGACGACGAAAUGUUUCAGAUGGACGUCGAGCAGUGA
Micromonas commoda is the source of this 2613-nucleotide messenger RNA. RefSeq names its product blue light receptor. Gene Ontology annotation, biological process: protein phosphorylation. Gene Ontology annotation, cellular component: plasma membrane; cytoplasm; nucleus. The transcript has a single exon. Bases 1 to 2613 code for a protein of 870 amino acids. The record is from RefSeq and is a predicted model, not a curated record. NCBI's taxonomy places the organism in Eukaryota, Viridiplantae, Chlorophyta, Mamiellophyceae, Mamiellales, Mamiellaceae. Gene Ontology annotation, molecular function: ATP binding; protein serine/threonine kinase activity.